Messenger RNA from Vespa mandarinia (Asian giant hornet), 1454 nucleotides. RefSeq names its product RNA exonuclease 2-like. The record is from RefSeq and is a predicted model, not a curated record. Gene Ontology annotation, cellular component: mitochondrion. Gene Ontology annotation, molecular function: 3'-5'-RNA exonuclease activity; nucleic acid binding. Lineage: Eukaryota; Metazoa; Arthropoda; Insecta; Hymenoptera; Vespidae.
CUUAUAUAAAAAAGAACACGUGCGUAUAAGGCUGUUUAAUAUUGAUAUAAUGUACAGUAGAUUAGAAUAAAUGUUUCUUCAGGGUAUUAAAUUAUUAAAAACAUGUUUAAAGUGGAAACCAUCUAAUAUUACUUAUAAUGUUUCAUUACGACGUAUGAUGAGCGAUAUUAAAGAAAACCACAUAGUUUGGUUAGAUAUGGAGAUGACAGGAUUAGAUAUAGAAACAUGUCACAUCUUAGAAAUAAGUUGUGUAAUUACUGAUAAUAAUUUAAAAAUCAUAACCGAUCCCUUGAAUAUUGUACUAAAUCAACCAGAUUCUAUUUUAAAUAAUAUGAAUGAUUGGUGUAAAACACAUCAUGCAAAAACGAAAUUAAUUGAAGACGUUCAAAAUAGUAAAAUUUUCUUAAAAGAUGCUGAACAAAUUGUAUUAAAAUUUUUGAAAACAUAUAUUCCAAAAGGAAAAUGCCCUUUGGCUGGUAACUCUGUUUACAUGGAUCGUUUAUUUUUAAACAAAUACAUGCCAUUAGUUAAUGACUAUUUACAUUAUAGAAUUAUAGAUGUUAGCUCCAUUAAAGAAUUAGUAAGAAGAUGGAAUCCAGAAAUUUAUAAUUCUUGUCCUCCAAAAACAUUGAAGCACAGAGCUACUUCUGAUAUUAUAGAAAGUAUACAAGAAUUAACUUAUUAUAAAGAUCAUAUAUUUUUAUCACAAAAUUCUAAGGACAAUUUUUAAAACGAAUAUGUAUGGAAUUAUUUUAAAUUAAUAUUUCACAAUAUUUCCAUCAAAAAUUUUGAUUUUUUAUUUACAUCCCUACACCGGGCAAAUCGAAUAAACUAUUUUAUUGAAUAUGCUCUUUCAAAAUAAUUUGAAGUUAAUAAUAGUUUUCUCAAAACUUUAUUGUGCACUAUAUUAUAAUUGUAUACUUUCUUGCUAGAUUGGUGGUAAAUAUUGAUUUAUUUUGGAUGGAAGAUCGCUUUUCCUAUAGUCAUACAAGUCGUCUUUUGUAUUAAAUGUUGAAGAAGAUAUAUUUUUUUCAUUAUAAUAUAUCAUUUUCUUUAACCAAUCAUUGUCAAUAGGUGUAAAUAUUGCAAUCUAUAGAAAAAAAGAAUUAUGAAUAAAUCGAUUAAUAAUCUAAUGUACUUAAUUAUAAAUGUAAAGUGGAAAUUUUCUGUUUACUUGAUGCGUAGGAGAGCAACCAUUAUCCUGACUAUAAAGUCCAGCAAGUUCGUAGAUUCCGUUUUCUCUUUGACAAGCUAAUGGUCCACCAAUUUCAGUUUGACACAUAUUAUGAUUUAUAUUAUGUGAUUUUGCACAUAUAGAACCAUAUUCUAUAUUUAUAUUAUAUUUUUGUCCAGAUGCAUGUUGCAUACACACAUCAGGUGAUAAAAUGUCAAGAUCAAGACUAUUCAUAAUAGCACCAAGUGCAUGUACUAAAUAUACAUAAAAUUUUCUCUUA